Molecule: messenger RNA, 261 nt
Organism: Chrysemys picta bellii (western painted turtle)
Lineage: Eukaryota; Metazoa; Chordata; Testudines; Emydidae
Source: RefSeq, a predicted model, not a curated record
CAGUGGAGAACAUGCUCUCCCAGGUGGCCUUCUACCAGCGCACGGACCCGGCCCAGCAGGCGUCCGGGGAGUUCAUGUUCGAGUUCGACCAGGACGAGAUCUUCCACGUGGACCUGGAGAGGAAGGAGACCGUCUGGCGCCUGCCCGACUUCAGCAAGUUCACCAGCUACGAGGCGCAGGGCGCCCUGGGCAAUAUCGCCGUGCUGAAGAAGAACAUGGAGAUCAUAAUCCAGAGAUCCAACCGCACGCGGGCCCAGAUCG